Lasiosphaeria miniovina is the source of this 1684-nucleotide messenger RNA. RefSeq lists its product as uncharacterized. NCBI's taxonomy places the organism in Eukaryota, Fungi, Ascomycota, Sordariomycetes, Sordariales, Lasiosphaeriaceae. The annotation marks the transcript as partial. The record is from RefSeq and is a predicted model, not a curated record. The transcript has a single exon.
CACCGCCGCCGCCAACAACCUGGCCGCCACCGCCGUCGUCAACACCUCGACUCCCAUCACUGCCACUGCUCCAGACUGCCGCCACCGCCAUCGCUGCUUCUCCUCUUCCUAGGCCGUCGUCAACACGCUGACCACCAUGGCAUCACUGCCACCGCUCUCUCUUUUUCUGCGUCACCGUUUUUCCUUUCGACUGCCACCGCCGCCGUCGACACCCUCACCAGACACUCUUUCUCAAGGCCACGCCUAUUCUCUACCCGACCCCGCAUCCCAAUCACGUCCUCUUCCUCUCUCUCCCCCCUCCCUCUCUCUCUCUCUCUCUCUCUGUGUGUGUGUGUGUGUGUGUUUGUGUGUGUGUGCCCGUCAUCUCCUAACAACCACUCUACAUUCCAAUCACCAUCCUUGUACUGAUCUGCUCAAUCGGGGACCUGAGCGGUUGCUCAACACCGCUAGCGUUCUCGGGAAUGCUGUAGACGGAAACGUGGUACGUGCCGACGACCUCCUCCUCUCGGUCCUCCUCGGCCGCGCCCUCGGGCAAGUACUCGACAUGGAUCGUGUAGGGCACCAGCUCAGUGCACCUGUUGCUGACUACCGGCCCGGUCGGAGCACUACGGCGCUCCUCGCCACCCUGUGCCCGGACCGCCACGGCGUCCGCCUCGGCACCGCCAGCCGCGGCAGCAGACUCGGCAGCAGCGCCCAGCACGUCGUCCCCAACGGGCAGGUCGCCCUCGUUGACCAGCUCGACGAACUCGUCCUCGUCCUCCUCCUCGGAAUCCUCCUGCAGGUGCUGGAAGUCGUGGGCCUCGGCGUCCAUCUCGAACACGCAGUUGCACUCGUGCUCAAAGUCGCGGCUCGCCCACUCCCACACCUUGCCCCCGAAGCUCGGGCCCUCGGCCUUGACCACCUCGAACAGCUGCUCCUCCAUCACCUCGGGCAGCGUGCCCAGCAUCGACGCCAGGUCCAUCUUCUCGUCUUCGUUCGCCGCGUACUCGCCAAACACCUCGUCCGCCACCUCGCGAAGCUUCUUACUGCCGGCCUUUCUCAGAUCCUUGGCAAUGUCGAGGAUCCGCCGGUAGCGGCACUGGUUGCAGUAGGCCUGGAGGUGCAGCCCCCCGGCGGCCUCGGCCUCCGGCUUCGUGGUCGGCACCGAGUGCAGCUUGCACGCGGCGUCGACGUGGUCGCCCGGCAGCUUGGCGGGCUCGACGUAGUGGCCGCACUCGGCGAACUGCAGGUGCUCCUGGCACAGCGGGCAGCUGAGGCGCGCGCGCUUGCUCUCGCGCCGGAAGUCGAUCCACGACGGGUGCCGCGUCGCCACGUACCCCUCCCAGCACCCCACGCACGCCAUGUGCCCGCACGGCAGCACGAUGCCCGGCACGCGCUCGCCGGCCGCGACGACGGCGGCGGACGACGGCGGGACGCCGACGAUUUCCAGCUCGUAGACUUGGCACAUCAUGCACAGCACGUGCGGGACGGACGUGGCCGAGGCCGUGUCGUUGAUGUACUCUCGCACCCGGUGGUACAUGGUCUCCUGGUGGAUUGGCUUGUCGCUGGCGGGAGCGGCCUGCGCUGCGCCGGGGGUUGUGGUGGUGGCGGGGGCGGCCGUCUCCGGGACUGCAGCCGGCGCCGCGACCUCGACGGGGUCGUCGAGCAGCGAGUAGAUGUAGGGGGUAUCGGGAGUAUCGGUCAU